GAUCCAACGGCGGUUGCCUUGCAGCUGGUGGCGGCGGUGACUGCGGCCCGACGAACUGGCCUGGUGCCGGUCGUGGGCCUUUUGACGGCGGACCAGGUGGCAGAUCUGAACGACCUGACCACGACGGCCAACCUGGUCCAGCAGGGGAUUGCUGAGGCGGCGGCGGCGGCAGAGGAGGUGCAGAGCUUUGCCCCGAUGGUGGCUGGAGGCGUCGGCGGUGGAUCGACGACGCCAUCUGGGGCCCAGACGCCAGCAUCGACGGUGGGGGUGGCCCCUCCUGAUUUGGCCAUCAGCUCGACGCCCACGACGCCAAGGAAGGUGCCCCCACCGGUGCCCAAGGAGGCGGAGGCGGCGAUCCCCACACGGCGUCCGGUGAUGAAGGCGCCUCCCCAGGUUCCUGCUACGACGUGGCGGGUGACGCCCUUGGACCAAUUGCCGCGGAAGGCGGCGCCUACAUCGACGGCUACCUCGGGGACCUCGACGCCAGCCCAGGUGCAGGUCAAAGCCAUGCCUCAGCGACGCCUUCCCGCCUCACCUCGUGCUGCGGCGGCGCCUUCGACGCCCGCGGCACCGAUGGCACCGAUGCCUUCCGCUCCUCCGACGCCAGCGGCUACAGGUGGCGAGACGCCGGCGGACUACUUUGCCACUCCGGCCGCCAAGGCUCGUGCGGCGGCUCGGCUGGCAGCUGGGACGGAUCCUUUCGACGCCACUCUUUCUAUGAGCGCCUCGGCGUCUGGGCUGGCCACCCCGGCGCAGUCUACAGCAGGACGGCGCCCACCCAACAUGCAGGAGAUCCGGGCGGCGCUCAAUGUCCAGACCGAGGCACAGGGGAAGGCACCGCCUGAGGCGCUUAUGCCCCCGACGACGCUCAUGGCACCGGAGCCGACGCCGGCGGCAGACCACCAGCACAUCGACCCGGACCUUGGGAUCCCGGCGGUCACGACGGUGGUUGCCGACACCUUCCUGGACACCCCUUUGGAGCCGACGGCGUCGGCGCAGGAGUUCUUGGGCCCGGCGCCACCACCGCGGCCUUUCUUCAACCUGUCCACGGCCUCGACGACGAGAUCCCCGACGCCUCCGUCACCGAGGGUGGACCCGCCUGCGGCGGCUUCGGCCAGCGAGUUCCUGGGGGCGGCAUCGGCGGGAGCUCCCGCGCAAGGGCCCAUGACGACGGUGCCGGAGGAGGAUCGGCCAGAGCCCUGGGAGAUGCCUGCGACGGAGCGGCGCUCGAUUUUCCCCCCGGUCACGGCGGAGGGAACAGGGGGCAGGAACAUGAGGGCACCGAGCGCGGCGCGUCGGCGCGGCUCCGUGGGGCCCUCGCCCGGCCAAAGGGCGCAAUGGCGCCGCGACGCUCGGUCCCAAGACGAGCGGCGCCAAUACGGCGCGUAUGACAGCCGGCGCUGGGGUGGUACCGAGCCAUGGACGGCGGAGCAGGUGGACAUUCCGGCGGAGUACUACCCCUACAAGGUGUCCAUGGAACGGCGGGGGGCCUCGGCGCUCGGCGAGGUUGUCCCCAGCUCUCUCCGCCAUUUGGCCUGCGACGACCUGGCGGCGGUCCGCCAAAAGGAGCAGGCGGCGCAGUGGCCCGAGACGGCGCCGAGGGGGGCACAGACCGAAACCGAUUACUACUUCAUUCGGCGGUUGCCCCAAGGAGUUGCCGGCGCUCGGAUUACAGUGCAGCACUCCAGAGAACAGCGGCGCUUGGUGGGAUGGUGCGCCCACCCAUGCCAGCAGCCCCGCGGCGCCGACAACCGCUGCGACGGAUCGAGAAGGUCGGCGCUAAGCCUUGCACCUCCCGACGAAGCGGAGAGGCCUCCUUUUUGGCACUUUGCCACGACGGCCCCGCUUCCUGAGAUUUAUGGGUGCUCGACGGUUUGUCGACGCCUCGCACAUGUCACGGCGCUAGGCGCCAUCAUUCUUCCAAGCAGCAUGUUCGACGCUCUUCGGCGCCAAAAAGAGGGAGAAUCGACGCUGAGUGCUUUGCCCUGUCCGGUUGUGCUUUCUCCGACGUGUCGCCCUAACCCCCCCCUUCCCGGCAGCCGUUUUGCUCGCGACGCGACCACUGCAGACAUGGCUCAAGACGCGUCGGCGCCACGGCCGGGCACUUUUGCAGCCUUCCUGGCUGAGGUUGCUGCGGCCGGCGGUCAGGCGCAUAUGCAGGCAUUCGCCGAGCUCGGCGUCACCUCCAGACCUCUUGUGGGACCUGCCGGCCCGGCGCUGGCGGCGGCGGGGGUCCCGGAGCAGGUUAUCUUGAACUUGGUGCGGCCGGCGAUGCCUGGUCCGGCGUCGUCGGCAUUGGUGCCUCGACGGGCCGACCUGCCCUACCGCAGGCCUGUGGCGAAGGCUUCCCUCCAGGCGUCCCUCCAGGCGGCGACCCCGCAGAACAUUCAGCAGGCGGUCGACGCGCUCGAGGCCAAUGUGGUGGCGGCGUCCACCAGGCGAGCCCUGGACUCUAGGAUCAAGUUCUGGCUCAAGCUCGCGGCGACCAACGGCGUCGAGCCGUGGCCGCUGACGCACUGGAAGCUCAAGGUUUUGGCGGCGUGCCUCCGGGAAGGGGGCUACCGUUCCGCCCAGCUCUACAUCGACGCGGUGCUGUGGCACCAAGAGCACGUGCUGCAGACCGAGGUACCGACGGGCAUGAGGAAGGAGGCUCGGCGCCUUGCCAAGGCGGCGGUGCGGGGCAUGUUCGGGCCGGCGGACGGCCCCUUGGACUGCCGACGGCCCCACCACGCCGUCGACGUGGUGAUUGUGGAUUUCUGGUUCAUGCUUCGGGAGUCGGAGCUGGCCGGCGCCCGGAUCCGUGACAUCACGCUCUCAGCCGCGGUGUUCGGCGGAGGGGUCUCUCUGGACCUCCCGCUUCACAAGACGGCGCAGGGGGGACAGAAGGAGUUGACACGGCGCUCGCUGAGGUGCGUCUGCACGGCGGCGAUCCACCCUCUGUGCCCCGCCUGUGCAGCCCGACGCCACCUGGCACGCCUCAACUUCGACGCCGCCCGGGAACCGGAGUCGGCGCUCUUCCCGACGACGACCACUGAGCUGAGGACCAAGGCGGCGUCGGUGGAGAUGUUCGGCCUGGUCCUGGGCAAAGCCGGCGUGGAGACGCAUCAUACCACACCCGACGGCCGGUCCCUCCCCAUCUUCGGGGGGGCAGGCGCCACGUUCCUUGCGGCGAGAGGAGUCACACUGGACCCUCUGGUGGACCUCGACGAGGAAGCUCACUGGAAAGCUUCGGCGGUCAUACCGCACCCUUUCCAGGCCCAACCACGGCUGGAGCCGGCGUGGGAGGAGGCCCUGAACAUCCGGCGGCGGUGGCGCCACGACCUAGCCAGGAUCAGGCGCGAGGUGGUCCAGGAGGUCAAGGAUAUGAUCGACGACCUGGCCGAGCAGACGGCGGAAUGGAUGUCCCAGCGCUCGGCGGCGGUCAAGGCCACCUAUUCCACGCCGGACAAGCCGGCGGUGACGCAGAUCCCCGUCCUGCUGGAGCUCCUGCGUUUAACAUGGUCGGCGGACUCAAGCCGGGAGCUCCGGCGGGUCAACGCGGACUAUGUGAG
This is a messenger RNA of Symbiodinium necroappetens, 3551 nucleotides long. The record is from the annotation of a GenBank genome assembly. NCBI's taxonomy places the organism in Eukaryota, Dinophyceae, Suessiales, Symbiodiniaceae.